Laetiporus sulphureus 93-53 is the source of this 1910-nucleotide messenger RNA. RefSeq names its product DUF1479-domain-containing protein. The record is from RefSeq and is a predicted model, not a curated record. The transcript has 11 exons. Lineage: Eukaryota; Fungi; Basidiomycota; Agaricomycetes; Polyporales; Laetiporaceae. Bases 308 to 1606 code for a protein of 432 amino acids.
CUAAGGGCACUGAGUCCUAUUGCUCAAGAUCAACCCGUCCUCCGUUAAGCUGAAUGAUAUAAAUGAACAUGAGAAGAACGAGCGAAUGAUUUCUUGAAGGUCAAGCAUAGCCAACAGCGAACUCCUCUGGAAGGGGCAACGGUAGAAUCGUUGAAUCAUGUCCCUUGUGAUCUCUCCAUUGUACGGACUCCGGUCCGUGAGCAAUCGGGCGAAUUGUGAUGCUUUCGCAUGACAUUCCAGACCUACCUCAGAUAUAAAGCUAUGCGGGACGCCCGGACUGACCUCAGCUCACUCCAAUCGAUACAUCAUGUUGAAGCCUGAGCUUGGUCCUUGCCCUCCGCGGUUCGUCGAGAUCAAGCAGGAGAUCGCUGCCUCCUACCCUGAUUUCCAGCAGCGCGUCACUAAGGCGUGGAAUGAGCUCCUCGCUGAGCUCGACCAGGUCACUGCGGAGAUUGCGAAGGAGGGUACCAACUACGUGCCGCAGGUCAAGUUCUCCGAGCUCGCUACGCUGAACCCCGAGCGUGUGGAAGAGAUACGCCGCAAGGGAAGCGUCAUCAUCCGGGACGUAGUCGACGAUAUAGAAGCGGCAUCCUGGAAGGACUGGUUGCAAGAAUACGUCACUACCAAUCCUGGCAUUGAUGGCUUCCCGGCGGACGAUAAGCAAUUCUUCCAGCUGUACUGGACUAAAUCACAAGUCCGGGCUCGCGGCCACCCUAACGUCCUUGCGGUGACGAGCUGGCUCAACAACAUGUACCACGUGAGAUCAGACGCCAAGAUAGAGAACGUCGACCUCUCGACGUCGCUCACCUAUGCAGACCGGUUCCGUAUCCGUCAUCCGGGUGUGCAGUGGGACGCCCACCCUCCUCACGUCGAUGGUGGAGGAAUUGAGCGAUGGGAGGAUCCUACCUUUCGUAACUGUUUCGCAGAGCUGCUGAGCGGCGACUGGCGCAGCCACGACCCGUACGACCUCGAGAACCGUAUUAAUGCUCGCACGUCGAUGUACGGUCGCGUCGGACAGUCUACGGUAUUCCGUACAUACCAAGGCUGGCUCGCUGUGAGCGAGACCGCUCCCCGUGAAGGAACGCUGCAGGUCUUCCCGAACGUGUAUCUUUCCAACGCAUAUACGAUCUUGCGUCCAUUCUUCAGGCAAAUUCCGGGGACUGAAAACGCUCUCGAUCCCAAGAACUGGGAGUAUGACAUUUCGUCUUCUGACUUCCCUGGGGUCUACUCGGCGGGAUCUGGGUUCCGCGGACCCUGGCCGAACGCGAAGACACAUCCACACAUGAAGCUCGACGAGACAAUGGUAUCUGUGCCUAAGGUUUGCCCUGGCGACAUGGUCUUCUGGCAUUGCGACGUUGUCCAUGCCGUUGAGAAGGAGCACAUUGGUAACGGUGAUUCCGCUGUCAUGUACAUCCCGGCUGUCCCCCUUACCCCGCAGAAUGCUGCGUACGUCGAAAGACAGAAGGAGCGUUUCGUGCAGGGCCUUCCGCCCCCUGACUUCCCUCCGGGCAAGGGCGAGAUCGACUACGCUGGCGUGGGCAGACCGGAGGACAUCGAAAGUCCAGUGGGAAAGAGGGCAAUGGGCUUCGCGAUUCAGGUCGUAUGAGAAGACUGCGGCAAUUGGAAAUCCUAAAGCUUCUCAUUGCCAUAUGUAUAUGCUGCUUGGAAGGCCUGGCGUUUACUAGAAGUGUGCGCAGUAUCAUGUUCUGAUUGAUUUAGAUACAUGGUCUACAUUCUCUUCCACACAAUCACCACUUCGCGUACGGCAAGAACUUACCACUAACAGGGAGGAAGCAGAUUGAGUUAGAUCCAGAGAUUGUUGAAGUAGGACAUACUCGAAUGUCAAGACGACUCUGUCCCCCUUGGGAUCUGGCUUGCGAGCAAUAUUGACUUUGCAAUCGAUCAUGGAC